AUCAUAAGAUGUAAUACUAAUUCUUAGAAUCAGAUGAAUUGUACACAAGAGUGAAAACAUUGACAAAUGUAGCUAAAUAAGCAGCAGCAGCAGCCCAAAAAUAAGCCAAGAAAACAGAAAAAUUGAUUGGGGAAAUAGAGAAGCCAAUCAAUGUCCCACAUUUGCCUGCUGGUUUCAAAGUAGAUGUGCCCCACUUUGAUGUGGCCAAGAGAUUGAAUAAACUUCCUCGUUCUUGGGAUUUGCCAUAGGAAUUGUACAAGAAACAUCUACCAAAAUAUAAUGGUCGGAACAAUAUAUAGAAUUUAAGAAUUACUUAAUGCUGGUGAGGGAUAUAUAGGUUAGACAGUGACAGUAGCAGGUUGGGCAAGGACAGUGAGAGAUUAGAAGAAUCUUUGUUUCAUUGAAUUGAAUGAUGGAACAAGUUUUGGUGGUCUCUAGAUAGUGGUUGAAGACAAGAUUGCCAAUUUCGAGCAAGUUGCUAAAACUAAAUACAGGAUUUUCACUCAAAGUGACAGGAAGCAUUGUAAAGAGUCCUGCCAAAGGAUAAUUGAUAGAAAUGCUUUCGUCAUUAUUGGAUAGGCUGACCCUGAGGAAUAUCCUAUGGCAAAGGGAGUUUAGAAGCCAGAGACUCUAAGAUAAAAGGCUCACUUGAGACCAAGAGGCAAUUUCUUUAGUGCUGUCACUAGAAUUAGAAACAAUUUGGCUUAUGCAACUCAUGUAUUUUUCUAAAAUAAUGGAUGCUUGUACAUCCACACACCAAUAAUUACAGGAAGUGAUUGUGAAGGUGCUGGAGAAAUGUUCAGAAUCUCUACUAUCUUCGAUAACGAUGUCUCAAAGAUCCCUUAGAUAAAGGGCAAAGUAGAUACCACUUAGGAUUUCUUUAAGAAGGAAGUGAAUCUUACAGUUUCUGGUUAAUUAUAAGUGGAACAUUUCUGUAUAAGUAUGUCUAAUGUAUAUACAUUUGGUCCUACUUUCAGAGCAGAGAAGGCUCAUACUCAUAGACACUUAGCCGAGUUUUGGAUGAUUGAGCCAGAAUUUGCAUUUGCAGAUCUAUUUGACAAUAUGGAAGCCGCAGAAGGUUAUGUUAAGUUCUGUAUCAAUUACAUCUUGUAAAACAACAUGGAUGAUCUUCAAUUUUUGGACAAAAGAGUCAAACCUGGACUGAUAGAUUAUCUUAAAGACAUUGUGAGCAAGGAUUUCGUAAGAUGCUCUUACACUCAAGGAAUUGACAUUCUAUUGAAAGCAUAAUAAGCAGGAGCCAAGUUCGAGAACAGUGACAUCAAGUGGGGAAUGGAUUUGAAUAGUGAACAUGAGAGAUUCAUAGCAGAAAAAGUAUUCUAGAGACCAGUCUUCCUUUAUGAUUACCCCAAAGAAAUUAAGGCCUUUUAUAUGAAGGUCACUGAUGAUGGAAAAUGCGUCAGAGCUAUGGAUAUGCUAAUUCCUCAAGUUGGUGAAUUGAUUGGUGGAUCUUAGAGAGAGGAAAGAUAUGAUGUAUUGGCCCAAAGAAUCAAGGAAUGUGGAUUGAAAUUGGAAGAUUAUGGACCCUAUAUGGAUUUAAGAAAAUAUGGAACAGUACCCCAUUGUGGUUUUGGAUUAGGAUUUGAAAGAUUAGUAAUGAUGGUCACUGGUGUUGAGAAUAUAAGAGAUGUUAUUCCCUUCCCAAGAUAUCACGGUAGUGCUGAAUUCUGAUAAGUUAAUAAUAUAAAGUAUAUUAUAUGAAAACACAAAGUUA
This is a messenger RNA of Paramecium tetraurelia, 1732 nucleotides long. RefSeq lists its product as uncharacterized. Gene Ontology annotation, molecular function: asparagine-tRNA ligase activity; nucleic acid binding; ATP binding. Gene Ontology annotation, biological process: asparaginyl-tRNA aminoacylation. Gene Ontology annotation, cellular component: mitochondrion. The record is from RefSeq and is a predicted model, not a curated record. The transcript is spliced from 7 exons. Lineage: Eukaryota; Ciliophora; Oligohymenophorea; Peniculida; Parameciidae.